Molecule: messenger RNA, 1563 nt
Organism: Aspergillus vadensis CBS 113365
Lineage: Eukaryota; Fungi; Ascomycota; Eurotiomycetes; Eurotiales; Aspergillaceae
Product: hexadecenal dehydrogenase
Exons: 4
Coding region: 1-1563 (520 amino acids)
Biological process (GO): aldehyde metabolic process
Cellular component (GO): cytoplasm
Molecular function (GO): aldehyde dehydrogenase (NAD+) activity
Source: RefSeq, a predicted model, not a curated record
AUGGGUGCCAUUGAAAUCCCUCCCCUGGAGUAUACUCCUGUUGACGAGGUCGCUGACCGCGUCUCUCGCUGCCGCAAGACCUUCCAUGAACACACCACUCGCGAUGUGGAGUACCGGCUGGUCCAGCUCCGGAAGCUUUACUGGGCCAUCAAGGAUCGUGUCGACGAGAUCCACGAGGCUUUGCGUCUCGAUCUGAACCGGCCUCUCUUUGAGGCCGUCAUGGCUGAGAGUACCUGGCUGCUCAAUGACAUUGUGUUCGUUUGCCGCAAUCUCCCCAAAUGGGUCAAGGAUGAGAAGGCCGAAGAUAUCGACCUCACCUUCAAGUUUACCAGUCCCAAGAUCCGCAAGGAUCCUUUGGGUUGCGUCUUGGCUAACGGCGACCGUUAUGGGGUCAGUGCUUUCAACUACCCUUUCCAGUUGACGCUGGGUCCAGUUAUUGGCGCUAUCGCAGCGGGUAACACCGUUGUCAUCAAGCCUAGUGAAAAGUCCUCCAACUGUGCGGUGGUCAUCCAGCAGAUUAUUGAGGCUGCUCUCGACCCCUCUGCCUACACCAUCGUUCAGGGUGCUAUCCCCGAGACUCAGGCCCUGUUGGCCGAACGCUGGGACAAGAUCUUCUUCACCGGCAGUGCUAAUGUCGGUCGCAUCAUCGCUAAGGCAGCGGCUCCUAACCUCACCCCUAUUGUUCUGGAGCUGGGUGGCAUCAACCCCGCCAUCAUCUCCAAGAAUGCCGACCCCCGACUGGUCGCGCGCAGACUAUUCUGGCCCAAGCUGAUGAACGCCGGUCAGCUCUGCACGUCGCAGAACUAUCUCCUGGUCGAGAGGCCGCUUGUCGAUGCUGUCGUGGAGGAGUUCAAGAAGGUCUACAAGGAGUUCUACCCCCAGGGUGCCAAGGGCUCUGCGGACUUCUCCCAUAUCAUUGACGAUGCUUCUUUCCACCGUAUCAAGGGCAUGAUUGACAACACCAAGGGCAAGAUUGUCAUGGGUGGCAGCAUGGAUGAAACGGAGCGCUUCAUCGAGCCCACCGUUGUUGUGGUCGACUCGCCUGAAGACUCCAUGAUUACACAAGAGAGCUUUGGUCCUCUCAUUCCGAUCCUGCCUGUUGACAGCGUCGAGCAGGCUAUCCAGAUCGCCAACGGCGUCCAGUCCACGCCUCUGGGACUCUACCCGUUCGGUUCCAAGGCUGAAGUUGAGAAGAUCCUGUCACAGACCCGCUCCGGCGGUGUUGCCGUCAAUGACGCCGCCCUGCAUAUCCCCACUCUCCCCUUUGGUGGAGUUGGCGAGAGCGGUCAAGGUGCUUACAGGGGUAAGGCUAGUUUCGAUGUUUUUGUGCACCGUCGCACAAUCACCACUAGCCCUGGCUGGAUCGAAAGCUUCCUCGCCAUCCGCUACCCACCCUACAAUGGCAAGGAUGAGCUUUUUAAGAAGGCUACUACUUUGAUUCCCGACUUUGACCGCGACUGUAAGAAGGUCCAGCUGAGCUGGCUCAGAUACUUCUUGACUCUUGGUGGCGGCAGUGCCAAAUCUGGUGCUGCUCGUGCCACUGUUGUUGCUGCUGGUGAGUAA